AUGGGCGAGGCGGCGCUCGGUCUCGGCGAGAUGGCAAGGAUGGUGAUACCUCCAACGGUUGCGCCGACGCAAUCAUUUAAUUGUUGCUGCGACCUCGGCUACGCUGCCAACAACGCCGAUGAGCGACAGGCCGAAGAGAAUAAAGAGCCAGGCUCUGCGCAACAGGUGUCGGAGAUUCGACCUAGCAGGGUAAGGAAAAUCAGCUCUAUUCGCAAUUACAUGGAUUUCAUCAUGGCCGCAGACUUUCCAAGCAAGCCACCGCUUGCUGUUCUUGAGCGACUACAGCUCAUCUUCAAGCUUCUCGUCAUAUUUCCUGUGUUUACAGCGUACAAUCUCGCGUACAUGAUUCCCGCCGCCAUUCUCAGACGCAUGGACCUGCGAUACGCCGUCAUUUGCGGCCUUGUCAGGUCCGUCUUCACCCUGCUGGAGCCGGCCGAGGUGCAGGCGCUCGUCCCGCCGACACGCACGACAUACGAGCAAUGGAUCAAGGCCAAGGCGCGGCAGCCGGCCUACCGCGACCGCGUCCUGCUCGACGUCCAGCCGCUGUCCACGGGUCGGGACUCGGCCAUCCUCUGGCUCGGGGACCGUCGGCGGGCCCAAAAGGUGGUGCUGUACAUCCAUGGCGGCGGCUACGUCAUCCCCCUACUGCCCGGCCACCUGGACCUCUGCUGGACGAGCUUCGUGGCGGCGGGCGCCGCGGCGGGCGUCGAGGUGGCCGUGGCGCUGCUGCAGUACACGCUCGUGCCGCGCGGGCGCAUGCCGACGCAGCUGCAGCAGGCCGUGGCCGCGUUCGACGAGCUGCGCGCCCAGGGCUUCGCGCCGCGCGACAUUGUCGUCGGCGGCGAGUCCGCCGGCGCGAACCUGACGAUGCAGUUUACGGCGCACCUGCUGCGCAAGCACCCGUGCGUUCCCGCCGUCCGCCUCCCGCACCCGCUGGCCGCCGUCGUGGCCGUCUCGCCCGCGCUCGGCUCCGACGCGCACAGCAGAUCGCUGCGCGAGAACAGCAGCGUCGACAUGAUCACGGAGCCCCUGCUGCGGCGGCUGGCGGGCGGCAUGCUUCCCGAGGGCGAGGCCGAGACGCUCGAGGCGGUUGACAACCCGUGGGCGCGGCCGCUGGACUCUGAUCCCGCCUUUUGGGAGGGACUUGGCGAGGUCACGGCGCAAAUGUACUUCAUGGUCGGUGACCGCGAAAUACUCGCGGAUCAGUCUCGUUGCAUGGCUGCGAUUGUGAGGAAACAAGCACCAGACGUCACUGUCCGCCUGGACGAAACGUCGGGCCAGCCGCAUAGUGGCAUUCUGUUGGAGGCCAACAUGGGAAUAGUUGGCGAGUCUUUGAGGAACAUGAAGGCGUGGUAUACGGGAUUAAUCAUCAUUGCCUUUCGUCCUGCGCCCCGGUAA
This is a messenger RNA of Cordyceps militaris CM01, 1398 nucleotides long. RefSeq names its product alpha/beta hydrolase fold-3. The transcript has 5 exons. Bases 1 to 1398 code for a protein of 465 amino acids. NCBI's taxonomy places the organism in Eukaryota, Fungi, Ascomycota, Sordariomycetes, Hypocreales, Cordycipitaceae. The record is from RefSeq and is a predicted model, not a curated record. Gene Ontology annotation, molecular function: hydrolase activity.